CAGUCCAAAAACAUGCAUGUUAGGUGAAUUGGUGACACUAAAUUGACCCUAGUGUGUGGGUGUUUGUGUUUGCACUGCAAAGGACACCCUGUCCAGGGGUCUGUUUCUGCCUCCCACCCAAUACUGUCUGGGACUGGCUCCAGCCCCACCACACGUCAGUUUUGGAUUAAGUGCCAUAACACAUAACAGAAAACUACUUUUGGUGUGCUUUUCCUAACAUUAAAUCAACAUCUUCCUAAAUGUAUAAUCCAGGGUUGCAGUGCAGCUACAGCCUAACCAGGCAACCACAGGGUGCGAGGCAGGAACAACAGCUGGACGGACCCUCACCAAGAAAAGUGCAGCUUCAGGAAAUCAGAUGAAAUGAAACAUUGCAGUCUCAGUAUUUCCAAGAUACCCAACUACAGAGUUUUUUAUAUACAGUUUGCAGAAAACCCUGAAAACAUUUUAUGGUAUCAAUCACUACUUCCACACAUUCCCUUGCACCUUUCCAGUAUACUGCCCUGCGAUGGAUUGGCGCCCUGGCCAGGGUUUGUUCCCCACCUUGCACCCUAUGUUAGCUAGGACAGGCUCCAGCAGACCCCCUGCGACCCUGUUCAGGACAAAGCAGGUUCGCCGUCUUUGAAUUCUGAUUUUUCCUUAUCCUGUUAAUUUCCACUCUCAGUCACCCACUUGGGUUCGUAUUCUUUCCACGUUUAUCAGAUUUCUCCGUGAUGCACGAAUCCCCGAUUUUAUAUCAUAAACAAACAGCUUCCCACCCGUUCCCAUUUUGUCCCUCAGUUAAUCCAAAUCCUCACAGUUUAGUUGUCGGGCUCUCAGAUAUGCGUCAACAUUAAACCACAAGCCCCAAAUCCAAUAUGCGUAUUCAUGGACCGUUAUUCGCUUAUCUGGUAUCCAUUAUUAUUGUGUGAUCGUUAAAGAAAAAUAACAUUACAUGUGCGAAAUCAGAUCAGCCCAAAGUUUUCGGACGCGUAAUUCAAAGCCCGUUCCCUGUAUUCGUAUUCCUCGAGCAGCGCAGUCCCACAAUCCCUCUGUAACUCCAGGGUGGGCUCGCUACACAGUGAGCUUGUUUUGUUUCGUAUACGUGUUCGGAAGCUGGGCCUCAGAUAGCGAGAUUCUUGAAAUGAGAGCUUCAUUCAGACUCGCUGGACUUUCAUUAUAAUAGUAGCAGCGUGACAUCCGUACGAGGAGGAGGAGAAGGCGGUUCUGCAUACCGGCUCGCCACCCGAUCCCUUAGCCAGCUCGUCAGAGGGAGAGGGUCGCCGGGAAUUUCUUAACGGAAGUGAAGCUUCUUUUCCAGCAGUACCCGCUUGUCAUCAGAGGACCAGGCGCUAAACCGAGUGGAGGGGCAGCAGUGCAGUGAAGUGAAGUGCCGUGCAGAGCCGUCAGGUCACCGUAUAGGAGGAAAGCAGCCCCCGUCCGUUAGCGUGGUGCAGACAGACAGACAGACAGACGUACGCCUGGGUUACAAAGAUGUUGAUCUAAAGUGAAUGCAAUAGAUGGAUGCCAGAAGUUUUAUGUGCCACCAUCUUCUAUAGGAAAAUGGAACUUUCAGAAGAAAAUGUGGUGUGCUCCACUCUACUUUGCCAAGCUCUGUAAUCUAAGAAAGUUAUAAAACCUUAAACUGGGCUCAUUAGGAGACCUUCCAAAGACCAGGAAGAAACCCAAGUGGAUAUUUAGCCAUCACCCAGAAUACAGCCAUGGAUCUCUUGUCAAUCAGUAUUAAGAAAGAGAGCGACUUAGAGUAUGGAGAAUACAAAGAGGACGUUACUGAUCUGGAUAUUUCAGCUGCUAUUAAAGUCGAGAUUCCGAAUUUGCAGUCUGACGAGGAUGACAUCGCCACAAAUCAGGAUUCUGAAACCAAAGUAGAGUGUAUUGAUUGGAGAAUAGAGCCAGGAAAGAAGGAGCCUAGUCCCAUCAAAGAGAUUGUUCGUAAUGAUCUACCUGAACAAGAUGUUAAAGUCUGUAAUACUACAGAACGAAAAAUUAAAACAAUUAGUCGUCGUCAGAAUGGGGAUGCAAGCAACACUCAGACACCUCAAAUGAUAAUAGUGUCUGGUGAAAAACGAUAUAAAUGUUCUAGCUGUGGGAAGGCAUUCAGUCAUUUAUCUCGCCUGAAAACACACCUGAGGGUCCACACCGGAGAAAAACCGUACCGUUGCACUGAGUGUAGCAAAACCUUCGGCCAUUUAUCCCACUUAAAAAUACACCAGAGGAUUCACACGGGAGAAAAACCCUUCGGUUGUGCCGAAUGCAGCAAGACGUUUAGCCAGCUGAAUCACCUCAAAAGACAUCAGAGGAUUCAUAGCACUGAAAAAUCGUUUAAAUGUUCCGAGUGCGGUAAUAGUUUCCGGCGGUUAUUAACCCUUAAAAUACACCAAAGGAGCCACUUGGGAGAUAAGCCAUAUAUCUGUUCUGAAUGUGGGAAGUCCUUCAGUAAGUUUUCCAACCUUAAAACACACCUGAGAACUCACACAGGAGAGAAGCCCUACAGUUGUGUGGAGUGCUCAAAGACCUUUAGUCAAUUAAAUCACCUUAAAAGACACCGGAGAAUUCACACAGGAGAGAAACCGUAUAGUUGCGCCGAAUGUGGCAAUGUUUUUAGUAGGUCACUGACGCUUAAAAUGCACCAGAGGAUCCACACGGGAGAGAGGCCCUACGUGUGCUCUGAAUGUGGCAAGACCUUCAGUAAGGUGACCAACCUUCAGACCCAUCAGAGGAUUCACACUGGGGAGAAGCCGUAUAGUUGUAAAGAAUGUGGAAAGACCUUCAGCCAGUUAACUCACCUUAAAGCUCAUCGGUGGAUUCAUGUCGGAGAGAAACCAUACAACUGCCUUGAAUGUGGGAAGUCCUUCAGCCGGAUGUUGACCCUUAAAACUCACCAGAGAAUUCACACGGGAGAAAGGCCUUACGUUUGCCCCGACUGCGGCAAAACGUUUAGCGAAUUUACCAACCUUAAUACCCACUUGAGGAUUCAUACAGGUGAGAAGCCAUACAGUUGUGUUGAAUGUGGGAAAGGCUUCAGUCAGUCAGCCCACCUCAAAGCACAUCAGUGGGUUCACACGGGAGAGAAACCAUACCGCUGUACCGAGUGUGGGAAGUCGUUCAUUCACUUAUUAAGUCUUAAAAGACACCACAGCCGAUGCCACAUGAUCAUAGUGGACAAUAUGGAGGGAGAACUCUGCAUCGCGGAUUUCAAAAAUCGUUUCUCCUUCGCAAUCGAUCAAGCCGUGAAAGCUACUUCUCAUGAUAUCAUGUGCAAAAUGUUAGACUUCAUCAACGACUACUUUAUGGGUUUCCAGAUGAAAGACGAGAAAAACUAUGACCACUUCAAACGUAGAGAUGAAUUUAAGAACUGCGCGUGCCACAUGAUUGAGGAAGCAGUCAAGACAGUGCUGGAGAUCAUCAUGGCUAAGUUUGCAGACUUUAUGCUUAAGAGAUCUGCUGGAUCACAUCCCAAUAUGUCCGACACGGACGCGGAGCUGCAAAGGCUGCAGCUACAGAUCAAGAUCUCCAGCAGUGAACUGGGACCAGUGAGGGGACUGGCGCGGUACGCCGUCAGUGGAGAGCCGCGCUUUAGUACGAGAGGAACCACCGAGGACUCGAGAACGCUGGACACGCUUCACGUCCCGCAUUGGCCGCAGCUGGAGGCGAGGAUGGAUCCUGUGCACCCUGGAACUGGGAGCUGGGACCUGCCGCGAUUAAUCCCUGAUUGGGCGAGAAUCGGUGGGGUCUAUGCUGCAGAGACACCGGUGCUGGGUAAUCAAGAUGUUGAAUCCCACAUUUCAGAAGAUAUGGUUCCCAUCAAAAAAGAAGAUAUCUUUGAAGAGUGUUGUGCAAGUGCCCCAGCCAAUUUGGAAAAUGAUAUCUCUAGCUUCAAAGACAGUGAAGAGGGAGACACAAAAGCUAGAAUCGCAUCCCUGACAAACUGCAAUAUGGAGUGGAGGGCAGUGCACGUUAAAGAGGAACUCGGUGAUGAAGGGUCUGUGGUCAUUAAAGAGGAGGCCAGCUACAUUGACAUUUCUUCAAAUGUUAAGACAGAGGGCUCUGUUCUAAUCUCUACACCUGACGAUCCAAUUACUUCUGAUCAAGCUGUGGACACCCAGGUAAGAUGUGGCCUAGGUGGUCAAUACAUAGUGGAGGAGAGUAGCUGGUGCAAAAAGGAGGAUUUGAGAAAUGAGCUACAAGAUGAGACUAUGAAAAGAACUAAUGAAAACCAGAAUGAACACCUGACCUCUAUGCCAAAUGGCAAGGAGUUCAAGUACAGGUCUAAUAUGCAAAGACAGAGGAGGUCCCACUCUGUGAAAAGGCCACACAGCUGUACAGAAUGUGGGAAAACCUUUAUUCGUCUAGGUCAUUAUAAAACGCACAGGCGCAUUCACACGGGAGAAAAACCGUAUCGCUGCACCGAGUGUGGCAGGAUGUUCAGCCAACUGGCCAACCUCACGGCCCACCAGGCAGUCCACACCACGGAAAAGCCGUACAGUUGCAACGACUGUGAAAAAUCCUUCAGCCUACUCAGUAGUCUCAAGAUUCACCAGAGGAUUCACACAGGGGAGAAAACAUUUACUUGUGCGGAAUGUGGAAAAACCUUCAACCAGCUGUAUCACCUUAAAAUUCACCGGAGGACUCACACGGGGGAGAAGCCAUAUAGUUGUACCGAAUGUGACAAAACCUUCAGUCGCUUGGGCUAUUUUAAAACCCACCAGAGGAUUCACACGGGUGAGAAACCAUAUAGUUGCACCCAGUGUGGGAAGAUGUUCAGUCAGCUGUCCAACCUGAAAGCCCAUCAUUCGGUUCACAUACCAGACAAAGCAUACAGCUGCAACGAGUGUGGGAAAACCUUCCGCCAGCUAAGUACCCUGAAAACACACCACAAAUCCCACACAGAAGAGAACCCGUACAUUUGUACCGAAUGCGGAAAGACCUUCAAUAAUCCCAAAAGCCUUAAAACACAUCAGCGGAAUCACACCAGAGAGAAAUCUUACAGCUGUACUGAAUGCGGGAAGACCUUCAGUCACUUAAAGAGCCUUAAAGCCCACCAGAUGGUUCACACAGGAGAGAAUCCCUACAUCUGCGCCGAAUGUGGGAAGAGUUUUAUUCACCCAAGUAGUCUUAAGACGCACCAGAGGAUUCACACUGGGGAGAAGCCGUACACUUGUAAAGACUGCGGGAAGACCUUCCGUUGGCUCUUCAGCUUCAAGGAACACCAGAGAAUCCACACUGGGGAGAAGCCGUACAGUUGUAAGAAAUGUGAUAAGGCCUUCAGAUAUUUAGGAGACUUGAAAACUCAUCAGAGAGUUCACCUGGGAGAGACGAUCUCAGAAAGUAACCCAUUGUGAAAAAUGGUUCUCCCCUCUCGAGAAUGGAGCGUGUUGAGAAGGUUAUAUGUGAGUACCUCUUCCGCAUCACAGCAAAAUGGAAACUUAUUCGGUAUACGAUUGCACCAAGGUUACGUCAGUAAUAUGGUGGUGCAGAAUGUGGAGCUCCUCUGAAGAAGAUGAAUCUCACAGAUCAACCCCACUCCCUUCCAACUGACAUCUGCAAAUGCCGUCAAGUGGCUUUAGCUUUGCAGUAUUGUCAUUUUUAAAUAUUUGCACCAAAAAAAUUUGUUAGUAUUCAAAGAUGCUCAAACACGGCCUUAGAAACGAAUGUGCCAUGGCGUCUAAACAGGAGAAAAGGCUGUGGGGAACUGUAGUCCCAGAAUUCCAUGAGGAGAGCUUGCUUCCCUUAUGCCUUAGUACAAAUUCUAGAGUUCAUCUCUUUAAAUGGGCAAUAUUUUUCAGAACCAAAAAGUGCGUCCUCCUGGAAUUAACCCAUAUACAAAUCAUGCAGGGGUAGCAGGCAUCAUUGAGAGGCUCUUAUCACCGUGAGCUGUGGAAAAUGUUGGAUGCAGAUUUUCUCCAACCAAUGAUAUUGGGGUAUAAAAUCAAUUGUGACAACUUAAUUUAGGACUUACAAGAAGAACUGAACUGAUGCCAGUGGUCAACAGGAUGGUCUUAUAAUGCACCAUAAUGAUCAUUUUGUGAGACAAUUGUUUAGUAAAACUUCAGAAGUGCAUUGAAACUGACACACGUCCAGGUUAAAAUGAAAAUGACUCGAGGUAUCUUAUUUGUAGAAUGUAAGCGCUUUUGUGAGCAGGGUGGCGGCUUCUGGAGAGACUGCUUGAAGUGGAGCACACAGGAACAGCUCCAUAAAGCAAAGCACAAGGCUGCCGAGCCACUCAGAGACGCCUGCUGUGUACCACACACUUCUGAAGCCUAUGUUGUAUUUGGGAUGUUUGCAGCUUGUAAGGUGCAAUUUGGAAUCUGGAUGAUGACAACAAAAUGUUAUGAAAGGAGUCUAUUUGUGGAACCCAGAAAAGCAAGGCAGAUAUUUUGUAAUUGUAGCUGGUAAAAAAAGAUUAGAAGUUUACGGGCCUCCACUGGGUAAACGGUACAGGUAAACUAGAAAACGUGGUGUGACGAUCCGGGUCAGUUCCAGUCGGAGCCUCUUGAGCCGUCAAUGGUCAUAAACUGAGAUGAGCCGGGCAAAUGAGGACACACACUUACAGCAAGGGGUAGGUGCAAUAGGGGAAAAAGUGUUCCAUGUUUUUAUUAAAAGCAAUCAAAGACAAAGUGUUCGAAAAGUGUAGUGCAACAUCCAAUACGAAAAUAGUCAAUAAAUAAAUAAUCCAUAAAAAGCCGGUGAAAAUGUGUGGAGGUUAAAAUCCACCACAUAAAUAUAUUCCAUAAAAACAAGGUUAAAAAUCACUGGCAGUGGCAAGAAUUGGUCCUUUAAAAACUCACAAGCACUGGUGCAAUCUACUAUAACUGACGUCUCCUCCGCUUACCCCAAGGGGGAUCUUGCAGCGGAGGAGACGCCCAACUGACAGGCACAGCCAGUCCUCGAAAACCAGGCUCGGGUCCCUGCUGCUGUCAGAGGCCCCUGGCAGGAUGCCACUCCGAGUCUCACCUCACUCCUUCUGUCUCCCACUGCCAUUCCUUGGACUUAUAUAUAUAUAUUUAUAUUUAUACUUAUAAAUACAAAGAGGACUGUUUGAUUUAUGUUAGGUAGAUUGCC
Messenger RNA from Polypterus senegalus (gray bichir), 7059 nucleotides. RefSeq names its product zinc finger protein 845-like. NCBI's taxonomy places the organism in Eukaryota, Metazoa, Chordata, Cladistia, Polypteriformes, Polypteridae. The record is from RefSeq and is a predicted model, not a curated record. The transcript is spliced from 5 exons. Gene Ontology annotation, biological process: regulation of transcription by RNA polymerase II; central nervous system development. Gene Ontology annotation, molecular function: RNA polymerase II cis-regulatory region sequence-specific DNA binding; DNA-binding transcription factor activity, RNA polymerase II-specific. Gene Ontology annotation, cellular component: nucleus. The coding region runs from base 1698 to 5339 and encodes 1213 amino acids.